Messenger RNA from Ahaetulla prasina, 1738 nucleotides. RefSeq names its product gastrin releasing peptide receptor (gene GRPR). Bases 379 to 1602 code for a protein of 407 amino acids. The record is from RefSeq and is a predicted model, not a curated record. Gene Ontology annotation, biological process: G protein-coupled receptor signaling pathway. Gene Ontology annotation, cellular component: membrane. The transcript has 4 exons. Lineage: Eukaryota; Metazoa; Chordata; Lepidosauria; Squamata; Colubridae. Gene Ontology annotation, molecular function: G protein-coupled peptide receptor activity.
AAAGACGAGGCAGGCAGCAACGACCAAUUGUUCUUGCAUAAUGUGAUAUAUAUAUUUUGGCAGUGAAAGCUGCGUAGAUUUUGCACCUGGAUAGCUUUGCAUCGAUGGCAUCUUUUGCUCUUGAAAAACUAGGAAAAUAUUUCUUCACCACCAUUCUAAUUAACUGACAAAGAGAAGAAUUUUGGAAAUGAAACUAGGUUGACACUUGCUCAUUUGGAUGAGCUUAUUUAUUAUAAGUGUCUUUCCUUUCAUGAUAAGCAAUAUCACAUAUACCCACUUCUGUCAAUAGUUACUGAGGAGAAGGGAAACAAUUCAAAACAAUUUGCUCAUGCUUUUUCCUUUUAAACUGAACAUCCAUUUCCUAGCCAGAUCCCAAGAAUGGCUGAGGACUGCAUUUUUCUAGAUACAGAACUCAGUGACUUUAUUCUUUGUAAUGUCUCUACUGAUCAACAUACAAAUUUCUCUUUCUCGGGUGAGGACUUGUUUUAUUACAGAUUCCUAUAUGCAAUUCCAGCUAUUUAUGGGAUCAUCAUUUUGAUUGGGCUAAUUGGCAAUAUCACCCUGAUUAAAAUAUUUUGUACAGUAAAGUCCAUGAGAAAUGUCCCCAAUUUGUUCAUUUCCAGUCUGGCUUUUGGAGACUUGCUUCUUUUGAUCACCUGUGUUCCUGUGGAUGCCAGCAGAUAUUUGUCUCCUGAAUGGCUUUUUGGUCGAGUUGGAUGUAAACUUAUUUCUUUUAUCCAGCUUACUUCAGUGGGGGUGUCAGUUUUCACCCUCAUGGCUCUUUCUGCAGACAGGUAUAAAGCCAUAGUGAGACCAAUGGACAUCCAAGCUUCACAUGCCCUGCUGAAGAUUUGUUUGAAAGCUGCUACAAUUUGGAUUUUCUCCAUGCUGCUUGCCAUUCCAGAGGUUGUGUUUUCAGACUUGCGUCGUUUCUAUGACAAGGGCACUAAUAAAACAUUUAUUAGUUGCACACCUUACCCACUUACCAAUGAACUGCAUCCGAAAAUUCAAUCCAUGGCUUCCUUUCUCAUCUUUUACAUAAUCCCCCUGUCUGUUAUUUCAGUAUAUUAUUAUUUCAUUGCAAAAAAUCUGAUUCAGAGUGCUUACAAUCUACCAAUGGAAGGAACUAUUCAGGUUAGAAAGCAGAUGGAAUCUCGGAAACGCCUUGCCAAGACAGUGCUAGUUUUUGUCUGUAUCUUUGCAUUCUGUUGGCUCCCUAACCAUAUCAUCUACUUAUAUCGGUCAUACCAUUAUUUAGAAGUGGAUACAUCUGUCCUGCAUUUUAUCACUUCACUUUGUGCUCGAAUAUUGGCAUUUAUUAACUCUUGCAUAAACCCUUUUGCCUUGUACUUGCUCAGCAAAAGUUUUCGGAAACAUUUUAAUCAUCAGUUAUCUUGUUAUAAAACCCGUCUUCUCAUUCGAUCCCGGAGUACAGGCAGAAGCACCACCCGGAUGACAUCUUUCAAGAGCACCAACCAGCAGUCCAUGAUCACCUUCAGUUUUAUUAAUGGCAACCACAACUGCCAUGAAGAAAAUGCACAGAUUAGGUCAUCUGGACCCUUCCAAGCAGCUUGGACUUCAAUUCCCACUAUUUCUAGCUAGUAUGCCAGCUGGAUAUCAUGGGAACUGUAUUCUAAUACAUCUGGAGCAUAGAAAGAUGUUUAAUGGUGCCUGCUAGACUGAAUGCCAAUUAGAUGCUGCAAAAAGCCCAUCUGCUACAUGAAGCAUGAAUCUUUCU